GUUGACUUUGGGAUCCAUCAAAUUCUAGACGAAAUGAUCGACGGUGUCCGGUAACCGUCGAUACUCAUGUGACACAUUCAAAUCUUCUCUCCCUUCUCAAGACAGACUAAAGUCCUAGACAGCCACUGUCUAAGCCGUUGGGUGGAUAUGCUUAUUCACACUAACAUUGAACCCUUGCCUUGAGACAAGGAGAUAACUACAGAGUCACUAAUGACGAGGGAAGACGAUCCCCUGCGCGACUGUGUGAAAUACUCCGAAAGCAAGGGAUAGCUUUUGGUUCAACGCAAAACCUUUUUUCCCCUCUUGCAUUUCCUGUUCGGCUUUUCUGAUGUGCUCAUUUGCCUUGCUGACAUGAUUUUGGUCAGCAAACGUCGUUGCUUCAGCAUCGGGCUGUUUGUACCACGGCGUUGAAGUCAGAUGAAUCAGAACAUCCAAGUUGGCGGAAGUGAUGCUUAGAACAAGGGGCUGAAAGCUUACACCAGAUGAAUCUACCUCAGCAUACGGUAGACUGACUAGCAGCUAUUUUGCAGACGUGCAGCUCAAGGUUCCUGGGCUAGACGAUGACAACCACACCCUCCUAGAUCAACCACCUACAUUGAGCAAUGAUGAGGGUGAUCAAGUUUAUCAUCCGCACGAUCAUAUGUGAUGACGAAGAUGACUGCCAAAUCUCUUUUAUAAGAUCAACGGUCGCCUGACCAGCAAUAAUUUGCCUAUUUGCUGACUUGGCAUUCAUGCCGGGUGUUUCAAUGGAUAAAUGGCCUGAGAAAGGGCAAUUGACAAUCAGCACGUCAAAGUUCACAAAACCUUUCACCAAAUUCCGAACUACACAGCCUCAACAUGGAUAUACCGUUGCCAUCUCGGGGCUUGCAGCUGUCUCGAAAACAGAUUGUUCAGCGAGUCUUUCUCAAACAGCGCAGUUCGGCACCAGAGGCCCAGCACAGCACUUCAUUGUGCUGGGCCUCCGAAUCACAGGGGAAAAGUCCAUAGCGAAAUCUUGUCUAUACCACAACGCUUCGCAUACCAAGGCUACUGGGCUCUAGUGAAUGUCAAUCUUCGGUCGUGGCUCCCCGCAAUGUAGCCUCUGUUGAGAUAUGGGUGUGGAAACUCUUGUCUGCUGUGGUGUCCGAAAAUAGACAUGAGCCUGGCUGAGACUGCUAAGCUUCGAACAGCCAUGGGCAUACAAGAGGUGAAAGGGAACAUGGCGAUGUGCAUCAGAACCCUUUAUCACUUCAUCGGUGAGUGUUGGAGAGGCUCAUCGGAUUUAUGUUCUACGAGCCCAGAAUUGUUUGGGCAUUGAUGUUCCCAUCACUGUCACUGGACUCGUCAGUAGAACUGCGUUACAUUUUAACAGUGAAUGCAAGAAGCAAGGAUUCAUUGUAAAUGGGGGCCUUAUUUAUACCAAGCAACUGGAAACUCAUGUGCCGCAUUCUUCUCCCCUCUUCAUCUUCUCCUCUUCAUCUUCAUCUUGGUCUUCGGAUCCCAAAGCGUUGGCAUCAUCAACAACUUCUGGAGUGGAUAUCCAAUACCUACCAAGCUCGAGACGACCCGCUAAAGCUAAUUCAUCGGGCCUCCAAGGAAACAACACGAUACGAUAGGCAGAUCAAAAAGGUCAGUAAAUCAUUUUCCAACAAUCGCAAUCACUAUCAUACCGUGUUCGUUUCGUCCAUCACUCUGUUCUUGGAGAGUCAAUACACUACCCCAUUUGCCGAGAUCAUUUCUACUCUUUUCAUACCAAAGAUCUCACCUGUCCUAGUACAUACAACAGUCAGCUAUGGAGCCCACCAACAAUAUCAAGGGCCUCAUCCGCCAGUCACCGCCCGUCGAUGUGUCCAAGCCCUACGAUGCCACAACUUUGAAGGGCAAGACUAUUGUCAUCACCGGCGGUGCUAACGGUCUUGGCUCUCACAUGGUUCGCGAAUGGGCAUCGCAUGGGGCAAAUAUCAUCAUCGGCGAUGUCGCUGACGCAGCGGGCGAAGAGCUCGUAGCUGAACUUACUACUCAGUAUCCGGACUCAGCUUUUGCUUUUCAGCAUUGCGACGUCACCGACUGGGAAUCACAGGUCAGUCUCUUUGAGACGGCUGUUCACGUCAGCCCUCAUGGAGGCAUCGAUAUUGUCGUCCCCAACGCCGGCAUCAUCCUUCCCGACGUCUCCAUUCAGUUUGAAGAGCCUGUUCUCAAGAAUGGACGUCUUCCAAAGCCCAACACGGCUCAGUUUGAUGUCAACAUCACUGGUGCUGCCUAUACCACUCACCUUGCCCUGUACUGGCUCCCACAGAAUGGAUCUUCCCCGCGAGAUCGUUGCCUGCUUCUUGUCGGUUCGCUUGCGUCUCUGUGCCCUUUCCCAACUCAAACCAUGUACACGAUGAGCAAGCAUGCUAUUCUUGGUCUCUUCCGCACUCUUCGUGCUACGUCUUUCCGGAGUGGCGUUCGUGUCAACAUGAUCACUCCCUACUAUGUCUCCAAGUCCAACAUGCUCAAGCUCCCCAUCGAAGCAGCCUUCCUCUCAGGCACAGCAGGCGGGGCAAUGAUCGAGGAUGUCAUUGAUGCUGCCACUCGCCUCAUUUCUGAUGAAGAGAUUGCGGGCCGUGCACUCUGUGUCGGUCCCAAGCUCAAGUCCGCUGGUGUGGAGGGUGUGGAGGAUGUGGAUGCUCUCAUGGCCGUCCAGGACUCUGAGAACAACGGUCAAGGGCGUGCUGUAUGGGAGUGCUACGCUGAUGACUAUGACAACGUUGAUGCGUUUGUGAAACGCUUCAUCUUGCUUCUGAACGCCGCUGAAAGAGUCAAGGGGUGGUUUGGUAUCUUCACUGACAUUUGGGGCAUGCUGCGACGCAAGUGAGCGGCAGCCGAGGAUCGUCAAGGACCCAGUGCGGUCGCUUUCGGUGUCGGUUUCAUGGAUAUUUGAGCAGUUGGAUUGUGAUCGGUCUUUGGAGACACGUCAUAGCCAAGGGUUGGUUACGCACGAGAUCAUGUAUGCAGACUAUUACCAAGUCAUGAGGAUAGCAUGAGACGUAUCGUAAUGGAUAACAGGACCAUAGGCAUGUACACAAAUAAAGAAUUGAAUGACUCAUUGUGACUAUAAGAUAAGAUCUCGUAUAUGUGAUGAGUUGUGGCAUCAAUGCACAAAU
Molecule: messenger RNA, 3125 nt
Organism: Fusarium odoratissimum NRRL 54006
Lineage: Eukaryota; Fungi; Ascomycota; Sordariomycetes; Hypocreales; Nectriaceae
Exons: 2
Coding region: 1772-2836 (354 amino acids)
Molecular function (GO): oxidoreductase activity
Source: RefSeq, a predicted model, not a curated record